ACGUUAUACAAAUCAACGUUCUUCGCGACAAUUUUUGCCGAACGGCGCUGACGAUCAAUUCACUCAACCGUUUUUCCAUUCUCUCGCCCGUUUUGUUCCGAUCGUCCGUCUCUUUCCUCGUCGGAAUAAUAAUCGGAAAUUGAAUCUAAAACACGAUCUCGAGAUACGCGACCGAUCAUGGUGGUGGGUUGCGCGAAUUCGCGUGCGAGAAUCUCUCGCAAGCUGCCAAGUGGCAAGGAAACGAAUGAUCUCGCCGUUAAUUCGGAUGAACGUGCGCGUUCUCGUCCGAAAAAUUGAAACUGAAAAACAAAUUUUCUCGGAAAGACACACACGCACGAUCGGAACUCUAACCAAGAUCCGAUCGCGCGAAGUUAAUCGACGUAAGCGCCGCGACAAACUUUUGCGCUGAUCGCGUGAAUCUUAACGGAUUGUGCUCGAUCGUGCGACUGUUCGAAUUCUGCCGAGAGAACGCUUUUAUUGUUGUUUCCAGCCGCUUGAAAUCCGAUGAAGAAGACCGCCGCUUUUCUCAUUUACGACUUGUCGUAUUUCUUCCUUUGCGCGACGGAAGGAUGACGAACCUCCGGGAGAUGAAUUGCUCGAAGUUGUCAGUCAAUGUCCCAAAAUCGGGAGGAUCCAUGUUUCUCUUGUUGCACUUUCCAUCUACACCUCGUUUUCCUUUUGUUCCCGUCCGUGAUGAGAACGUUUAUUUUUCAUUUUCACUAUAUUUAUCGCUUGUUUAAACGUUUUUAUUGUGUUUUAUUUCACGUGCGAGAUAUGAGUUAGGAUAAAAUGUAAUAACCGUUGCGAGCACAAACUGCGUCUCAAUUUCACAGCUCGGCACCCCACGCUCGAGGUAACAUGCGGCACGAUCGAAGCUGUCAGAAAAAGAAGAAAAGAAGACGAAGAGAAUGCAAAACUAAGCGCGUGGAUUUCACAUAUGUCGCAUGCACGUGCAGUUAUGGAUUUUCUUUUCGUUCUUGCAGCACGUCGUAUUAUAUACACACAUAUAAAUACAUGUAUACGUAUAUAAAUACAUAUUUAAGAUCGAUAUGCAAUUCCUGCCAAGCUGAAAUUUAUGGCAACACACAUGUCCCAAUUUCUCUCAACAAAAAGGUGUUGGUCAAAGUUCUGCAAGCCGCCAGAAGCGGAAAUGAGACGGAGUUCAGCCGACUGCUGCAGGAGCUGAGGAAGAAUCGCAAGAGGAAGACGAGAAAGUCGAAAGAUUCCAAGCUCGGAAUGACGUCGACACCGUUGCACAGUCCCGAUUACAUUAUGACCGACGACGACUAUUACUGCCAACAACAGCAAUCGCAGUCGCAACAACAACAACCGCCCUAUCAAUGGGUAGGUUACCGGAAAUAUUUUAAUCGCAACUUGAAUCGUGAAGGGAGAGCGCCAACACCCAUGCAGCGAAGAACGUUUCCAACGUUACAAUGCUUACCGUUUUUUCAGAUCGGCGCCGAGGAAGAGAUCGCGAGCAAGGACGACGAUGCCAGAUUUCCGCAGUACGAGGAGUUCAAGCAGUUUUUGCUCAAGAGAUUCCAGCGCGAGUUUCAAUCGUGCGACAGUAACAACAAUCAGAUGCAGGAUAUGGGCAUUAUGGACCUGCGGACCACACCGAUGGCGCCUAAUUUGCAAACGAUGCCUUUCAACGAACCGAGCUAUCAUAGAGCAAAUGCGAUCGAUGACGUGGAUCCUCUGGCGAUUGCAUCGACCGACAGAUCGAGUUACCAUAUGUCCGAGGGAAGUUCGCAGGGAUCGUUUCUGUUGAAGAGAAUGCUCCAAGCACCGGUGGGCGCCAACCUGGGCGAAAUUGCUAGCUCGCUCUUUUGGGCCAGCAAUCUGUUGGAUAAUUCCGACACUCUGACUGCCGAAUCGGACAGCAAUGUGAACGAAGAUCGAGAGUUGGAUGAGGACCUGGCGUUGGAGGAGCAAUUGACGGAAGCUAAUGCGACCGAGUACUACUUGGUGAAGAACACGAAGGACGAGUACUUGAUGAGUGACACGAAUCUAAUGUCUCAGCAAGUUCCCAACGUAUUAGCUAGCGACGAUCAAUACAGGUUUUCAGCCAAUGUAAACAAUCGACAACAGAAUUCACAUCAAAACUGGACGGUUACCAACGUUAUGGAGAUGCCUAACAGCGAAACGCAAACUUCCAGGAUGUUUCACACGAUUUACCACAACAACACGGACACUGUUACAACAACCGUGAACGGUAAUCUGCCUUAUCAGUAUCAAACCGAUACCGUUUACAACGGCAGCCAAAACUUUUUCAACUACGGUACGCACGACACCGGUUACAUGACUGGCGGUGACAUGAUGGCCACAAAUGAUUCCAGCGACGCGUAUUACUUGCAAAAUUACGGAGGAAUAGGAGCGAGUUAUUACUGCAAUGUUGAUACUUACGGACAGAACAACGCGCAGCAAGACGUCUAUGUAAACGACUCGCAAUAUCUUUAUCCUCGAUUUAAUCAAGAAACAAACAAUCCGCUCAGUGAUCAGCUGAACUAUUCUCUAAACAAUCCGUUGAACGAAAGACUGGAGCAGCAACAAAAUAAUGUUGUCGUGGGGAUAGAAAAUGACGUUAGUCAAGAAACUAAUGCAGGAGAUUUGUACAGGCAAGCAAAUGAAACAAUGGAGCCAUUUUGGCCGAAGUGGACCACUCAGACCAGCAACAAUUUGGAGAAUAUCCUCAACUAUCAAAGUGUCAGACAGCAGCCUAAUUAUUAUUCAAAGCUAAAUCAAACGUCCUGCGUGUAUUGCUACGUGGCACCUAUCGUUACGCAGCGAUCUGCUAACGUGGCGAACGGUUGCUCGAUGAAACAGAGAUACAUCGCCGAGCAGCGACAGCACUCCUUCUCGUCGUAUUGGAUGCUUUACGAUGACACGUCGCAAGGUAUGCGAAUGAUGAACACGUCUGAUUAUCUCCUCGAUCAGUCCACAACGAUGAUGACGCGUUCAACGACCGGUAACAACAAUCCAAAAGAGACGACCAACGACAAUCCCCGGGUUCCGAUCAAUGACGUGUGGAUAAAUCAAUAUAACGAGCCAACGUCAGGCGAUGAUAUGAAUGUUCAAGCGUCGGAUUUGCUGUUCCGCAACGUCACUGCCGAUUGAAUCAACAAUAUUCCGAAUACGACGGAUGUCGCAAAAACUUAAUAUAAUACUCGGAUAUUUAUGACAAUAAAUAAUCAUAAUAAACGGAUCUCUAGCUUUUGUGAAGAAAAAUGAAAAUGAUGAAAAAGACAAAAGAUUUGUUUCUUCGAAAAUAUGUGAUCACUUCACGUUUUUGAGUCGCGGAAAGAUUUCCAGGAUCAUUUCAACUGAGAACUGACAAGCGAGUUAAUAACGAUAUCCAAACAAUUGAUUCGUGAAAUUGUCGCUGGUGUCAGUUCCAACAACGCACUUUCUUGUUUUUUCACAACAUCGGCGAACGAAACGCGCAAUUAUCUCACCGGAACUGGAACGAGAACAAUUUUCAAAGAGAAAAUCAAUAGUGUGUGAGUAGAAAUUGAAUCGAUCGAUAUUCUAUUUCAGAAAAAUAGAUGUAUCUAACUUUAAACGCACGACACUUUUAUCCAAAGUCGCGAUCUUUUGCUUCGAAACGCACAAACUGUGUUGCAAUAUUUUUGAGGUAGAAAGACAAAUGUGUUUUGUAUACGUGACGAGAAAAGAUAUAAAAGAAUAUAUUAACAUAUCUAUGUUCACUAUAAAGUGAUCAAACUAUUGUUUCCGCGAUGUUUCAAGAAAGAAAAAGUUUACGUUUUUUUUAUAUGUAAAAAAAGAAAAAGAAUCAUUAUAGAACUUAAUUUAAAUAAUUAACUUUAUUAUUAUAAUAUAGAAUUUAUGAUUAAUAUCACACGUCCUGUGUGUAUA
This is a messenger RNA of Pseudomyrmex gracilis, 3876 nucleotides long. RefSeq lists its product as uncharacterized. The record is from RefSeq and is a predicted model, not a curated record. Lineage: Eukaryota; Metazoa; Arthropoda; Insecta; Hymenoptera; Formicidae. The transcript is spliced from 4 exons. Bases 859 to 3117 code for a protein of 752 amino acids.